Molecule: messenger RNA, 759 nt
Organism: Oppia nitens
Lineage: Eukaryota; Metazoa; Arthropoda; Arachnida; Sarcoptiformes; Oppiidae
Product: clumping factor B-like
Exons: 1
Coding region: 1-759 (252 amino acids)
Source: RefSeq, a predicted model, not a curated record
AUGGAAUGUUGGGAUAAAAAAUGCCAACCGGAUGGCGAUGAAUGUGAAAAUAACUCGGAUUGUUGUAACAAUUAUUGUCGCCUUUAUAAUAAUAGAUGGGAAUGCUGGAAAAGUGAUGAUAACCAAGGUUCGCAAUCGACAGUAAAUUCUAACAGUGAAAGUCAAGGGUCAGUAUCUACAGAAAACACUGAUAAUGCAAACCAAGUGUCAGAAUCUACAGUAAAUUCUGACAGUGAAAGCCAAGGGUCAGAAUCUACAGUAAAUUCUGAUAGUGAAAGCCAAGGGUCAGAAUCUACAGUAAAUUCUGAUAGUGAAAGCCAAGGGUCAGAAUCUACUGUAAAUUCUGACAGUGAAAGCCAAGGAUCAGAAUCUACUGUAAAUUCUGACAGUGAAAGCCAAGGGUCAGAAUCUACAGUAAAUUCUGAUAGUGAAAGCCAAGGGUCAGAAUCUACAGUAAAUUCUGACAGUGAAAGCCAAGGAUCAGAAUCUACUGUAAAUUCUGACAGUGAAAGCCAAGGAUCAGAAUCUACUGUAAAUUCUGACAGUGAAAGCCAAGGAUCAGAAUCUACUGUAAAUUCUGACAGUGAAAGCCAAGGAUCAGAAUCUACUGUAAAUUCUGACAGUGAAAGCCAAGGAUCAGAAUCUACUGUAAAUUCUGACAGUGAAAGCCAAGGCUCCGAACCUACAGAAAACACAAACAAUGAAAGUCAAGGUUCAGAACCUACAGAAAACACUAACAAUGAAAGCCAAGGUUCAUAA